GUGUGCCUAAAGCGUGAAAAGACAGCCGGCAAGUAAUUUUUUUUGUUGUAUUUAUAUUUGAAAAAAUAGCGAGUUGUGCACGCUCUUAAAUUGGUCAUUUGAUUCGUGUUUGCCUGUGAAAGCAGUUCUCCUGUGCAAACCAGUUCAUGAUGCGCUGAGCAUCGACAAUUAACGUAAAAGCCACAGUCGAUUGUCGCAACAACAACUGCGAUAGUGGCUCGGACUUGCCGCCGUCGUGUUUUUCCCCGCUUAGAUAUAUUCAGUUAAUGCGUAUGUACACAUAAGAAGCUGCACGUACAAUAAACCAACAGAGCACGUGCGUUACCCACGCCAACAACUUGAAUAUAAUGAUGCAGGGUGUACGGCAGCAAUUGAUUGACUGGAGAUACCUGACGCGGGAGCAAAUCGAUGGCUUUGACAAUUACAAGUACAGCGCCAUAGACACAUCGCCGCUUAGCCAAUAUGUAAUGCACCCCUUUUGGGAUUGGCUGGUCAAGUUCUUCCCGCGCUGGUUUGCGCCCAAUCUGAUGACGUUCCUGGGCUUCCUGUUUAGUGUGAUGAACCUGGUGCUACUCUCCUACUACGAUUGGAAUUUCGAGGCCAGUUCGGGUGAGGAGGGCACAACGCCCAUUCCAACAUGGGUUUGGCUGUGCGCCGCCAUCAACAUAUUUGUUGCGUACACCCUGGACGGCAUCGAUGGCAAGCAGGCGCGUCGCAUUGGGCUGUCCGGGCCGCUGGGCGAGCUGUUUGAUCAUGGCCUAGACUCGUACACGGCCAUGAUUAUACCAACAUGCCUAUACAGCAUAUUUGGCCGGAGCAGAGUCUACUCAGUGCGUCCGAUGCGCAUGUAUUACGUCUGCUUAACGGUCUAUUUUAACUUCUUUGUGUCGCACUGGGAGAAAUACAAUACGGGCAUAUUGUAUCUACCGUGGGGCUAUGAUCUCAGCAUGUGGGGCAGCACGGCCAUGUACCUGUUCACGUAUUGGAUGGGCUUCGAGCGUUGGAAAUUUGAGAUAUCGUUGGGCGCCCUCGGAACCCUUCCUCUGGGCAAUGUCAUGGAGGCAGUACUGCAUGUCAGUGCCAUGGCCAAUCUGCCUCUCGUAAUUCUCAACGUCUACAACUCAUAUGCUCAGCGCACCGGCCGAUUAUUGUCGCCAUGGGAGGCGCUGCGUCCGAUGUGGCCAUUUAUAACCUACUUUGUCCUGCUGUUGCUCUGGCCCUUUUUGUCGCCCAAUGAUAUUAUGGAAAGGGAUCCGCGCGCCAUGUUCAUGCUAAGCGGCACAAUUUUCUCCAACGUCAGCUGCCGCCUGAUUGUGUCCCAAAUGUCUGUCACACGAGCCGAGGCCUGGCACUGGCAGACGCCCAUGUUUGUGCUUUCCGUGCUGGUCAGCCUGUGGCUUCCGGUGCUGGAGCGGCCGCUGCUCUACACGCUGCUCCUUGUGACCACCUUGUCGCAUUGGCACUACGGCGCCAGCGUGGUGAAUCAGAUGUGCGAGCACUUCAAUCGCGUUUGCUUCACGGUGCACAAACGAGUGGAAUAUCAGACCACGAAUCCGGAGCAAACAUUGCAGGAGCGCAAGGAGGGUCCGACGACAGCACUCAAACAGGAUUAGGCUACGCACAUUCCGUCAAAUUUAUGAAUGUGCUACGAUUAUUCCGGAGGCUCGAACCGUGUGUGCGAUGUGAGAUUCUACGUAAUUAUUUGUUCUAGUUAACGCUUUCUCAAGCAAAUGCUCAGGUAGCACGGACCUUGAGUUACACUAUCUGAUAUACUUGUAAAUUGACUUAGAUAUUCCUUUUAUUAAUGUUUUUAUUGGAAAACUGAAACUCGCUUAUCCCAAAGUAUUCAGUGUUAAAUGUGUAACCGAUAUCAACAUUUAUGCACUCCUUGGAAUAAAAUCAGGUUUUGGCUUUCAACUAAGAGAACUAUCCGAAUCAUUUAAUCGUUAAUCAACACUCAUCUUACAUUCAAAUUGUAUUUAAGAUUAGACACAUUUUUAAAGGCCAGAUUCGGUCGAAAAAAAUACGCUCGCAUCGUGUUCCCUGUAAACAUUCUAAUUAUUAAAUUAUUUUUUAUGCCAGUGUUUUAUAUUCAUUGUCAUAUCACUUUCAAAUUCUAGUAUAAUGGCAUACCUUAAAUGUGCUUAAUUUAUUUGUAUUAUUUUUUAAUUGUUAUAGUUUAUAUUGUGCCCACGCAAAAAGAUUACAAAAAUUCUAGCUGAAUGCUGAACAUGACAUGUUUAAUUAAGACAACCGCCAAGACCUCUAAUUAUUUAAAUGCAUACUAUGUAAUUAUUAUUUAAACACAUAAUUAUGUAUACUACUUACUUAUUAUGUGGUCGCUGUAUCGCCACAAUUUAUGGAUUAAUUAUGUUUAACUGUAAAUGUCGCUUCCCCCUCCUUGAAACUGUGCAAAAGACAAGACAACUUUUAAAAAUAAUAAAUUAUAUUUUAGAAAACGCGA
This is a messenger RNA of Drosophila montana, 2464 nucleotides long. RefSeq names its product ethanolaminephosphotransferase 1. Lineage: Eukaryota; Metazoa; Arthropoda; Insecta; Diptera; Drosophilidae. Gene Ontology annotation, biological process: phosphatidylethanolamine biosynthetic process. The coding region runs from base 348 to 1613 and encodes 421 amino acids. Gene Ontology annotation, cellular component: endoplasmic reticulum membrane; Golgi apparatus. Gene Ontology annotation, molecular function: ethanolaminephosphotransferase activity. The transcript is spliced from 5 exons. The record is from RefSeq and is a predicted model, not a curated record.